AUGCAGUCUGCUGUAUUACCAGAUUGCAAUAUUAAAAACUUCACCUCUGACUGGAAUAAUGGAAUAAAUUUGUCUGCACUGCUUGAGUACUGCAGGCCUGGAUUAUUACCUAAUUGGCAAAGGUUGUCUCCCAGCAAUGGUUUGGAAAACUGCAGACGUGCUAUGCAAAUAGCUGAGAGGGAGUUUAAAAUUCCAAUGGUGCUUGAGCCUGAGCACUUCGCAUCCCCCCAUCUAGAUGAAUUAUCUGGGAUGACCUAUUUAUCCUACUUUAUGAAGGAGGAAGAUUCUCCAGGAUACUAUUCUACCUUGAACUGGGUGAAGAACCAGAUUCCAAACUUCAGGAUAAACAAUUUUAGGACCGACUGGAAUGACGGGUUAGCUGCAUCUGCACUGGUAAAGAGUAAGGGAGGUCCAGUUCCAGGAUUCCGGGAUAUGAACAAGAACCCGGAGAAUUGGACAGAGAACCUUGAUACAGCACUCCGUGGAGCUCAGAAGCUCGGAGUAAACCCCGUUCUAGAAAGUCGGGAUAUAGCCAAUCCUAACGUAGAAUAUCUUGGUGUGAUGGCGUGGGCAGCGCAGUUUCAAUGGAUUCCUGAUAAGGCGGGUCCUGCCGAACUAGUGGAGAUGCGACUAGGAACUGGCAAGUGUAAGGUUGGUGACAAAGUUGAGUUCCUGGUCGAUGUUCUUGAUAAAGACCAGGUGAAAAUAGAUCAUCUUGACGCAAAGAUUGUCGGACCUUCGGGACCCGUCAACCUCGAGUUUGAUCCUCGAGAUGGAAAAGGUCACUUUACUGCCCGAGAGUAUGGAAUGCACGAGGUUCUGUUGACUAAUGAAGGAGAGGCCGUGAAGGGAUCUCCCUCCUACAUCCGGUCUAUGCCCAACUCUAAGAAAGAUUAUGAUGGGAUAGAACCUUGUGCUGUUGGUUCAACUGUCGAGGUUUUGAUAAAUCCUCAUCAUGCAGCAAGACCCGAUCUUCUUGAAGUAACCGCAUAUUCUCCGACAAACCGUCCUCUUGGUUGUCCUGUUUCAGAGGACAACGGGACCUUCUAUGCUUCCUUUCAGCCAGACGAGGCCGGAGAAUGGAGGAUUCAUGUCACUUAUGAUGGAGAGGAUAUAGAGAACAGUCCCUUUAAGUGCAUGGUCUUCGAUCCUAGAGCUAUUUUUAUUCCUGACCAGGAGAGUGCAAGAAGAGCUAAACCAGGAGAACCGUUUACUUUCACGGUCGACGCUUCUAAGACAGGCUGGGGCGAAGUCGCUAUAGAUGUCGUCUUCGACAACAAAUCUAUCCGUCGAACUUUUUAUGUCGAGGAGAUUAGGCAUAGAGUUUACCAGGUCACAUUCACCCCGCAGUCCAGAGGCAAGCAUAGGGUAUACGUUUACCUGAACGGGAUGGAGGUUAAGGGUUCAGCUUUCUCUCUCCGGAUAGGUAAAGAUAUAAAGGAGACCAGGAGUAGCAAUACAGAAGCCUUCAAGGUGGACAGAAAAUACAAGAAGUUUGACGAGCAGAAGGUAGAGAGAAGGUUUAAUAAUAACUAUACAGAGAAGGAGGUUUAUAUUGAGAAACCUGUUGCUCCGCCACGAUCUAAGAGGGAUAAGAGACAAAGCUUCAGGGAUUUUAAAGAUGAACAAACACGUCUCUUUCAGUCAGAUCAUCAGACGGAGGAAGGUACAGAUCUUCUCCCUGUUAGUAGAACCAUUGCGUUUGAUUGCCCGACAGAUGGAGCGGAUAAGAAUGAUAUUCAUAUAUCUAUAAUUGGACCUGGAGGAAGCAAGUGUCCAACCCAGAUAAACCUGAACCAGGACAGAACUUUUACUUGUGAAUUUUCAACAUCCAUGGUAGGAGAGCACACGAUAGAGAUCAUAAUAAGCGAUGAGAGACUUAAUGUUACUCCAAGCUUCUAUACAUAUGAUGCUUCAAAGAUUAAAGUUGGACAGCUACCGAUGGGAUAUGUUGGAUUGCCAGUGGAGUUCGAUAUUGGAGGAUCUGGAGCAGGUUUUGGAAACCUAGAAAUUGUGGUUAACGGAGGUCGAGUCACCAGCCAUGUACAUACAAUUUCAAAAGAACAGUUUCAAGCUAACUUUAUCCCCCACGAUCCUGGCCGUCAUAGGGUAGACGUCAAGUUUAACGGAGAGAAGGUUCCUAACUCUCCCUGGUUUGUUGAAGUAAAGGAUCCCAAUACUCCACUACUAUCUCCGAUGCUUGUAGCAAACCCCGCUAAAGCUCGAGAAAACGGUUUCGGAUCCCAUGAUACUCUCCCUAAACCCAGACUCAACGACUCUCUCUCCACUUUGAACAACAGACUUAGCUCAAGCCAAUCAAAACUGAAUACUGAGCUAAAACAGAACUCACUCUUUCAACAGAGUAAAGAAUUGGUUUCAACAUCUACAUCAAAGUUUGAAUCCAGCUUCUCUUCUUCAAACAACAAAUCUGAUCUCUUUUCUAAGACUCCAGCUAAAUCAGAUUUUCAAAAGUCAGAGUUCGGAAGCUUCUCACUUCUAGAGACUCCGAAACUUUUGUCUGGAGCUAAGUCCUCAAACUUGGAAGAUAAGAAAAGGUUUCAGUCCUCCUCUAUGGAUCAGCUAAACUCUCUAAGUCAAAGUUACUCACCCCGUGCCACCUACUCAACUACUAUUGAAAGGUCUGUCAAUACAGGGAAGAAUGAAUUUUCAAAGGAUUCAAAGUUUAGCGGGUUAUCGAAUGGAAAUUCAACCAUGCCUAAAUCUUCAACCUUCAAUAAAUCAAUAGAACGGCGCAGCUCUUUACACACAAAACUGUCCGACCCCACGGAUAAAAAGUCAUCAUUGACCAAUGGAUCCGGUUUAACUAAGUCAACAGAAAGUUCUGGUUUAUACUCGAAGUCAAUAGAGACAAAUGGAAUAUACUCUAAGUCUCAAGAAACCAGUAAUGGAUUCUUAUCAAAGUCUCAGGGAAAUUCUAGUAUCUUUUCAAAGUCCCAAGAAAGUCCAAGUACUUUUCCCAAGACCAUGGACGGUUCUAGUCUGCUCUCUAGAUCCCAAGAUAAAUCAAAUCUUGUCUCCAAGUCUCAAGACAGCUCUAGUCUCCUCUCCAGAUCCCAGGACGUGUCAAUGACAACCUCCAGCUUCUCCUCCUCCUUCAAGUCGAGUCAAAACUCCUUCUCUAAGUCCCAGGAGUCAAAGGCUAUGACGGUUGGUCCAGCACUCACCAGCUACAAGGGAACAGCUGAGAAGUGCAAGUUUGUUGGGGAAACUGUCAGACAUUUUAAUGCGGGGAAACUUGCUACUUUUGAAAUGUUUGCUCCAGGAACAAAGAAAGCAGAAGUAGACGUUAAUAUCAUAAGUCCUGAGAAGCGACAUAUACCCCACAAGGUUGUUGACUCUGGAAACGGAGUGUUUAGGAUAGAGUUUACAACUGUAGAAGUGGGCAGUUAUGUCAUUGACGUUACAGUAGCAGGUUUAUCUGUACCGAACAGUCCUUUGAUUGCAAAGGCAUAUGAUGCCACACUAAUCAAGGUGACAGAUAUAACUGAUGGAAUCAUAGGAGAUCUCAGCACUUUCAGAGGUAAUAUUAGGUCAUAUUAACAUUUAUUCAGUAGA
Molecule: messenger RNA, 3576 nt
Organism: Eurytemora carolleeae
Lineage: Eukaryota; Metazoa; Arthropoda; Copepoda; Calanoida; Temoridae
Product: filamin-C
Exons: 11
Coding region: 1-3561 (1186 amino acids)
Biological process (GO): actin cytoskeleton organization
Molecular function (GO): actin filament binding
Source: RefSeq, a predicted model, not a curated record